Molecule: messenger RNA, 1833 nt
Organism: Caenorhabditis remanei
Lineage: Eukaryota; Metazoa; Nematoda; Chromadorea; Rhabditida; Rhabditidae
Exons: 4
Coding region: 1-1833 (610 amino acids)
Biological process (GO): embryo development
Molecular function (GO): protein binding
Source: RefSeq, a predicted model, not a curated record
AUGUCCUUCCCAUUGCUUCGUUUACCCCAACUGGUUCAUAUCGAAGUAUUCAAACAUCUGGAAUUUCAAGAAAUAUUUUUGUUGAGUUUAUGCUCCGAAAAUAUGAAAUUUCUGGUUCAUAGAAUAAAAUUGAAGCCGAAGGAGAUACAAUAUACUCUCGGGGACGAUAUGAUCCGAGUUUCUGUCGGGGGAACUAAUAAAGAAUGGAAGAUAUAUCCGUUGGCAGUUCUGGAAUGUGUCUCGUUUAUUCCCAGUGAAGAAAUUACAUUCAAAAAGCUUGGAGGUGAACACAUCGCAUGCAGAAUAGUUGAAAACUCUUCAGACGACCAAUACACUCACAUUUUCGAAUGUCUCGAGGACCGUCUUAGCGAAGUUCUAGUAUUCGUUCAGUACCAUCUUGAAUUUUUGUUUCCCAAAGACCCAUGCGUCCAACUUAAAGUUAAGUCAGUUGACUGCCUACUGGCCGCAGAUGUUCUCUCUAAUGUCAUUAACACCGCCCUCAGGUUUGAUGAGUUCAGACACACGGAAGUCGAGGAGUUUUUGACUAAUAAUCCAAAUCAUGAGAGUAUUGAUAUUUUGUCAAAGCCAAGUUGUCGAGAUUUGAAAUGCAAUUCGAAACUAUGGAAGAUCAAAGGAUUAUCCUUCGAAUAUUCUCGUACUAACACUUGCAGAAUCAUGAAAUAUUUUUCUGGUCGUUGCCUGAUUCUUCACAAUGCAAGUCUGAAGUAUUCUCCCUGGAUUCAAUUGAUUCAAAAGUGGAAGAAAAAGGAGGCGUACGGCGAUUUGCAUGCAGUAAUUGUGCGAACUCCCGAGGACGUGUAUGAAGAGAUUGAUUCAGAUAAGCUUCUUAGAGAAUGUAAUGCAUUGCAAUGGGAUGGUUUAAGACGUCCGCAAAUGUUCAAGUUUGAUCCAAAAAUGUCUUUUCGAUUGCUUCGUUUACCCGUACUGGUUCAUAUCGAAAUAUUCAAACAUCUGGAAUUUCAAGAAAUAUUUUUGUUGAGUUUAUGCUCCGAAAAUAUGAAAUAUCUGGUUCACGGAAUACAAUUGAAGCCGAAGGAGAUACAAUAUAUUCUCGGGGACGAUAUGAUCCGGGUUUCUGUCGGGGGAACUCAUAAAGAUUGGCAGCGACUUCCCAUGGCAGUUCUGGAAUGUGUCUCGUUUAUUCCCAGUAAAGAAAUUAUAUCAAUAAAGCUCGGAAGUGAACGCAUCGCAUGCAGAUUUGUUGAAAACUCUUCAGACGACCCAUGCACUCUCAUUUCUGAAUGUCUGGAGAACUGUCUCAGCGAAGUUCUAGUAUUCGUUCAGUACCAUCUUGAAUUUUUGUUUCCCAAAGACCCAUGCGUCCAACUUAAAGUUAAGUCAGUUGACUGCCUACUGGCCGCAGAUGUUCUCUAUAAUGUCACUAACACCGCCAUCAAGUUUGAUGAGUUCUCACCAACGGAACUCGAAAAUCAUUUGGCCAACAAUCCCAAUCAUGAGAGUUUUGAUAUUAUUUCAAAACCAAGUGGCCGAGAUUUGAAAUGCAAUUCGAAACUAUGGAAGAUCAAGGGAUUAUCCUUCGAACAUUCUCGAACGAUCACUUGCAGAAUUAUGAAAUAUUUUUCUGGUCGUUGCCUGAUUCUUCACAAUGCAAGUCUGAAGUAUUCUCCUUGGAUUCAAUUGAUUCAAAAAUGGAAGAAAAAGGAGGCGUACCGCGAUUUGCAUGCAGUAUUUGUACGAACCCCCGAGGACGUGUAUGAAGAGAUUGAUUCAGAUAAGCUUCUUAGAGAAUGUAAUGCAUUGCAAUGGGAUGGUUUAAGACGGCCACAGAUGUUCAAGUUCGAACCGAAGUGA